GUCUGGGACAGUACCCUCUCGCGCCUCGCUCCUCUCAGGCACGCGACCAACACGCUGUUGAUGGAGGUCAAGGACCAUGCAAGCGUUCCUCCUCCUCGCUUCUCUGGGUGGAUGCGUCUUUGGCUCAGUCUGGCCCUUACAGAUGCAGUGCUAUCACUGUGAGGAAACUCUUCUCAACAAUGACUGCUCAGCCGCAAUGUUCAUUGUCAACUGCACAGCUAAUAUCCAGGAUGCCUGUCAGAAGGAGGUGAUGGUGGGGACGCACGGUGUGUCGUACCGCAAGGCCUGCGCGUCGUACACCACCUGCCUGAUAGCUGCAGCUGGUUAUCAGCGCUUCUGCUCACCUGGCCGAGUGGGCUCAGUGUGCAUCAGCUGCUGUAACACUCCCCUGUGCAAUGGGCCGCGUCCUCCCCGUAUCUCCAAGGCCCACACACUCAGCCUAGUCAGCCACACACACCUCCUAGCCCUUGUUGUUAAUAUGGGAACCUUACUAUCCAUCUUGCUGUGAGCAACACAUGGAGGAUGCGGAUGAUGAAUGAAAGACAACUCAGUCUAUUUACAGAGCGUGAGGAUGCACUAUCUUAGAGUGAUUAGUGGUAAUGGACCACUUACCUAACAGAAGAUCGGUCAAUAUAACCCAUGGAUGUGUUAAAGGAAGUGCUCUUUCAAAACGUGUGAGACUUGAAAUACUUCAAUAAUGCCUUUCCUUUAAAAGAAAAAGGCUGAUGUAAGACAGGUACUGGAAUGGAAUUUCUCCCCUUAAAGUAAACAUUUUUAAAGCAGUUCAGAUAAUACUACAGUUUCAAAGAAAAUAGUAUUUAACCUAUUCAGACCAGUAAUUAUUUUUUAAAAUUAAUUUAAUGUGAAUAUUUGAUGUUUUUUAAGCAUUAUCUGUGAACAAAUAUUCACUGUUUCUGGGUUUAUUUACAACUUCAUGAUUUUUUUGUUGUCAGAGAACUGAUGUGCUGAA
Molecule: messenger RNA, 970 nt
Organism: Electrophorus electricus (electric eel)
Lineage: Eukaryota; Metazoa; Chordata; Actinopteri; Gymnotiformes; Gymnotidae
Source: RefSeq, a predicted model, not a curated record